AUGAUUCAAUCGAUACAGAAAGCAGCGAACGAAGCUUCGGCCAUGGCAUCGACAGAGCUGACUCGUGCUCGGAGCACGCAGAAAGUGAACGGACGCAAGGGCUCCAACAGAUCGAGCAGAGUGAGCUAUGGCAAGACGACGGAGCUCCAACCGAACUCUAGUUCGAGCAAGGAAACGAGCCGAAGCUCUCUUCCUGGCCGCAUGUCUAGGGAGAAUAUCGUUCGCAUGGACGACGCGCAGUAUCAGGGUGAAGUGAUCGAUGGGAAGGCACACGGGCAGUGGGAAAACGACCUGAUGCACGGGCAAGGGAGUUACAUGUGGAACGAUGCGAUCGAGGUUGGGGGAGGGAUGAAGAAACUUGUUCUGAAGGCUUCUUGCAAGGACAUGAGGUGUCAAACCCCCGGCAGGGAGAGAGGGAUCUUGAGCGUAGACUCUUUUCAAGCAAGUGCGAGAGGCUCGCCUUCAGCGAAGCGCUGCUCGAUCCACGGGACGCGGUAUCAGGGAGAGUUUGAGCGGGGAGUGAAGAACGGAUAUGGGACCCUGUCGAUGCAAGAUGGCAGCAAGUACGAGGGGAUGUGGCAGAACAAUCGGUUUCAGGGCAAGGCAAGUCGUUCUUUCUCGGAGGGGCGCUUUGCGCUGCGAUGA
Guillardia theta CCMP2712 is the source of this 645-nucleotide messenger RNA. RefSeq lists its product as hypothetical. The record is from RefSeq and is a predicted model, not a curated record. The coding region runs from base 1 to 645 and encodes 214 amino acids. Lineage: Eukaryota; Cryptophyceae; Pyrenomonadales; Geminigeraceae. The transcript is spliced from 11 exons.